Messenger RNA from Trichomycterus rosablanca, 1485 nucleotides. It is a transcript of the gene xaf1, whose product is annotated as XIAP associated factor 1. The record is from RefSeq and is a predicted model, not a curated record. Gene Ontology annotation, cellular component: mitochondrion. Lineage: Eukaryota; Metazoa; Chordata; Actinopteri; Siluriformes; Trichomycteridae. Gene Ontology annotation, molecular function: zinc ion binding. The transcript is spliced from 8 exons. The coding region runs from base 45 to 758 and encodes 237 amino acids.
GUGAGACUGAACUUUCUCUCAUAAACAACUCUUCACAGUUUGCUAUGGAUGAUACAGAAGAAAAGGCCAUUUGUGAUCACUGCAAUAAGGAGGUGGCCAAGGUGAACUUUCCCAUGCAUGAAGCUCACUGCCAGCGUUUCCUCUGUCUGUGCCCAGACUGUGAUGAGCAGGUGCCAAAGGAACAACUCGAAGAGCAUCGACUGGAACAACACACUCUGGUAAAAUGUAAACAGUGUAAUAUGAAAAUAGAACGAUGCAAGCUUGCAGAUCAUGAAAAGGAUAAUUGUCCGAAAAGGCUUCAAAUUUGUGAGUUCUGUCAGCUAGAGGUGCCUGCGAGCAGUCUUAAGGAGCACACACUGGCAUGUGGGAGUCGCACUGAGCGCUGCCAGGAGUGUAAUCAGUACGUCAUCCUGAAAGACAGACUUCAACAUGCUCAGUUCUGCCUCGCUGAGGAUCAGAUUAACAACUAUGACAAAAAUACAAAACCAAUGCCAGGAAAUACUCUACAGCAACAAAAGCUUGUGGAUUUUUACUACAAUCAAACUGAUCUGGAUGACGAUAUGAGAGAAGACUUCGAGUCAGAAGACACCAGCCUUUCACUGUCAGCUCUGCAGAAGAAGAAGUGGAGUGGAAAAAUGGACCGGGCAGAUCAGGACAUUAGUACCUGUUCACACUGCCACCUGACACUGCCAAUAAAGACACUGCAAUGGCAUGAGAACAAAUGUAGAGUUUUUGAAAUGUUGAAAUUGAAGAUGUAAUGGAAAUAACACAUGAGGAAUGAUGGCUUAAACAGCUGCACAGCGGAUCCAGGAUCGCAGACGUCCUCACUGAGUCAAACUGUUUUUAAGAAAAUAAUGUGUGUUAUGUUUACUAACUUUUUUCUAAAAGUACUAAUGCUUACAUGCACUACAUGACCAAAAGUAUGUUGACACCUGUCCCGAUCAUUAAAAUUAGAUGUGUCAGAAAGACCUGUUUUCAAAAUUACUUACAUAAAAUACAUUACCUGCUUUAUGGCAGCAGUUUAGGGAAGGCCAUUUGCUGUUUCAGUAUGACUGUGCACCUGUGCACAAAGCAGGGUCCAUAAAGACCUAACCUUAUUCUUACCGAACGUCAUAUUAAUUCCCAUGGAUUUAGAAAGACAUGUUGAACAAGGUCAUGGUUAGGUGUCCACAUACUUUUGGCCAUAUAGUGCUAUUUAUUGGCCAUACUUUGGCUAUAGUGCUAUUGGCCAGCUGGGUGUCAACACUGACAUGAGGAGCUUGAUUUAAGAAGAGAUGAGGGGGAUCCCCCAGAAUAAAAAAUUAUACAAAAAAUCCACCAUGUAAAACUUUCAUCUCUACUUUCACCACAUUUGGAUUAAUGUGAUGUCAUUCAUAAUGUCUUGUUGAUAUGUUUAGUAUACCCAUGUGUGUGAUUAACAUCACAAUGUUUUGAGCAUAUCAGAAAUUUGUUCAUGUAAAAUAUCAAUAAAUACAGAUGAUGUGG